AUGGCAAAUGACGAGUUUAAGCUGGAUGUAUCCGAUUCUUCGAAGUCUGAAAGUUCAUUAACUGGACUUGUAGCGACAACAGUACCCCGGUUUCGUAAUGUGGCCCUACAUGAACGUUGCACCAUGAUGGAUAUGAUGCAUUUGAAAGAUGCCUUCCAAUCAGCGUACAGAAACAAAAUGAGUGCCGGAGAAUUUAGAGAGUUAAUCAAGACAUUAUUGAAUGCUGAGUACGAUGAUGAGCAUUAUAAUAUACUCUUUUUAAAGAUAAACACCAGUCGUACGGGUGAAAUUGACUGGGACGAACUGGUUUCACACCUGAUCCUCGGCUACUUUGGAAACGACGCUGAGAACCAGCGGGAGUCCUUGCAGCUGCCCAUCAUGGGACUGCCUGUCAUCAUGCGCUCGCAGCACAGGCAUCCAAUAUCUAGGAUAUGCUUCUGUCCCGACGUCGACAAGGAUCGCUGCACGGAUCCGAUGCAAGGGACGUACAUUACUGCGAGCCGCGACGGCAUGGUCAACUGGUGGUCACUGGAUAUGAAGCUGCUGAGAACCGGCUAUUCUUCCAGUCCUCAUCUGAAAGUCCGCUCAACAUGGGUGACGGACAUGGUGUGCAUGCCCGACGUGAACAUCAUCGUCACCAGCUCCACCGAGAGAGACCUGCGCUUCUACGACUGCACCGCUAAAACCUUUAUCUUGAAGAUAAUUAUUACAAGUUGGGAAUGUAUGAUCUGCACGAUGUAUUAUUACUUCAACAAAGAUGACAUGGACCAGUGCAAGCUGAUCUGCGGCGACGUGGGCGGCAACGUGAGGGUGCUGCUCUUCUCAGCACACAUGCGCGGUCCGUUCCGGAACGACGCUGGUCGGGCUUUGAAAACAUUACGACAUGUUGACUUACAGAAGAGGCCUCGUGUUCUGCCGGAGCUGCGCCUCGUAGAGCUGGUGCGCGUGCACCCGGAGUGGGUGCGCCAGGUGUCGUACUACGCAUCGCUGCACUGCGUCAUGUCUUGUGCCACUUGCUUUGACUCACUGCUCAUGUGCGACUUGAGUGGCUCCAAGACACAUAAAAUGUUCAGAGUUGAUAAGGGCUUUCAAUGCUUUGCGUUCGACGAAGAGGCACACGUGUUGGUGACGGGAGGUCCUGACUGCAUGGUCCGGGUGUGGAACCCGUUCGUGACAGCCAAAGCUAACGUGUUGUUCAUAGGACAUCACGCCGCCGUCACCUGCAUAGUACUGCAGAACAAAGGACAGACUAUCUACUCGCUGUCUAGAGACAGAACUAUUAAAGUGUGGGAUGUACUAAGCCAAGUGUGCCGCCAGACUUACAUCGACAUACCUGCUGUCGUGGGCGAGCGCACGCCUAUAUCUGCGGUGUAUAACCCUGCUACCCGCGAGUUCAUCUUGGCUUGUAUGAAGAUAGCUGUCGUAGUGCUGGACGAGCAACUGAACCCGCUGCACACUGACGGGUUCACACACUCGCGAGCUGUCUCCACAGUUCUCUACAACCCGUUGUUUAAAGUCAUUAUCACUUGUGGUACUGACAGCAUUAUUAUAAACUGGAAUCCAAUAACAGGUAAACGCAACGUGCUGAUCCGCGAAGCGCACGUGCGCCACAUGCACGGCGAACAGAUUCCGGUGGAGAUUACUGCUGCCUGCUUCGACCCUGGCUACCAGUUAAUGCUAACUGGAGCUAGAAACGGCGAACUCAAGGUUUGGAACUUUAACACUGGUCUAUGCUUGAGAACGAUGUCCAUCGAGCAUAUGUGCGAAGUUACCAACUGCUUCUGGGUUGAAGGCAGGAUACUGGCAGUUGGGUGGAACCGCCAUGUUGUUGAGUUUGAGGACACCGGUAUGGCGACUACUGGCAAAAGCUGGGAAAAACGUCACACGGACGAUGUGCUAGCUUCUGCAGCACGGCCUCCUCUCACGAUGGCCACCUCCAGCUACAACUCCGAGCUGGUGUUGUGGAAAUUGGAGACUGGCCAGCCCUACAGGCGGUUUUCGUGUACGGAACCGACAUUGCGGAUCAAGAUGGUUUAUAGCCGGCGUGAAUCUAGCAAGCCAGCUCCUGUAGCCCCGCCGAGACGAACGUUAGGGACAGGGAGUAACUUCCGAAAAUCCAAUGCGCAAGCGGGAGAAUCUCGUGAAAACAUUUUGGCGACAUCUGAUGCAGUAAGGAAGGCGACCGAGCGCCGUAUAUCUGGGGGCAUGACCACGUCAGGCCGUGAGCGGAACAUGCGUCUCCUCGCCGUGCAUGCCGUGGUGUUUCUGCAGACACGACCGCAACAUAUGAGUGUGGCUAGUCUCUUAUUGGCGCUAGAAAAUGGUCAAAUACAGUGUUGGUCGGACCACUCGGCGGGUGGCUACCAAGGUUCAUUCCAGGUCAUCCACACGGCGGGCGACUACGCAUCGUGCCUGGCCACAGAUAAAAACAACGAGUUCCUGUUUACGGGCACAACCCUGGGCUACGUGAAGGUGUGGCUCAUGAGCAAUUAUCUUAUUAACGAACUGGUUCAUGUUAAUAUGCCGCGGCUCCGUCUGAUGUUCCCGUUCCUGUGGCGUGACCGCAUCGAGGGUCGCGCCAAGCGCAGUGUGCGGGACCAGCCCAAGCCGCUGCUACUGAACAGCUACCGCGCACACCUCCGCAGUAUUACCUCUAUAGCAUACAUUGAUGAACAUAAGCUUGUGUUCACCGGCAGUUCAGACUACAGCGUUCGAGUGUGGCGUCUGUCAGGCGAGUACCUGCAGACACUGGGCAGCUUCCUGCCGUGGACCCUGGAGGUGACGCGCUUCCCGCCCGACGUGAAGAAGGUCGCCAGCUUCACCACGUUCAAGGUGUGGCGCAGUGGCCAAGUGUCGCGCUACGUGCCGGGGCAGAAGGUGGUGGACAAGCUGCACGAUAUCACCGUGCACGAGCUCAAGACCAAGACCUACGGCGAGGCGCCCAACGAGCCGUUGCUUGGAAAGUACUCCUCGCUGCCGCAACGACCUGACAAAAUAGAUCCAAUUCUACUCGACGAUUCAUUGCCUAUAAUACCGAUCUACGCACACUUGCGUAUGGCGUCAACGCAGCCAGUGCGACGUCCACCAACCCCUGAACUAGUUCGCGAAACACGACUGAAGCGCGUGAAAUCAAAGAAAACCCACUUUGACUCAAAUGCGUCUCAAACGAUAACAGGACGACUAUCUCAAGUGACUCAGGGACAGCCAGCACAUGGAUCACAUCAUUCAUCUCUGCAAGCACAGCCUGCGCACGGGCCGCCAACACGUCGCCGCCAGUCGAGCUCGAGCCGAGAUAACUAG
Molecule: messenger RNA, 3300 nt
Organism: Spodoptera littoralis (African cotton leafworm)
Lineage: Eukaryota; Metazoa; Arthropoda; Insecta; Lepidoptera; Noctuidae
Source: the annotation of a GenBank genome assembly